CGGAAAGGUGGGCAGGCCAAACGGAAGGCUCCAAGCGCUCCUCCUAAAGUCGGGGAACCUGAGCCACAGGAGGAGCCCUACCAUCGGACAGGCCCUCCCGCGGGGAAAGUUUCCGGGGCAGGGGGCGGGGCUGCCGGAAGUCGCCGGUCGCCGUCUGCUGUUCGUUGUUUGAGCUGCUGACGGGAAGGAGAAGCCCGAGCUUCGGCGGCGCCGCGGGGCGGCAGUCACGACCGGAGCCCGAGCCACCGCUAGCCUCUGGACGAGCCAGAAGCCAGGAGCACCAGCUGCGGAGCGGCGGGGCCGGGCGCCCGCUCGCCUUCUGAUCUCGCCAUGUCGCGGGGAUCCAUUGAGAUUCCCCUCCGGGACACUGACGAGGUCAUUGAACUUGACUUCGAUCAGUUACCGGAGGGAGAUGAAGUUAUCAGUAUUCUGAAACAGGAACACACACAACUGCACAUAUGGAUUGCUUUGGCGCUGGAAUACUACAAGCAAGGAAAAACAGAAGAGUUUGUAAAGUUGUUGGAAGCAGCGCGUAUAGACGGCAAUUUGGACUAUAGAGACCAUGAAAAAGACCAGAUGACUUGCUUGGAUACAUUGGCAGCCUAUUAUGUACAACAGGCUCGGAAGGAGAAGAAUAAGGACAACAAGAAAGAUCUUAUUACACAGGCCACCCUAUUGUAUACGAUGGCAGAUAAAAUUAUUAUGUAUGAUCAGAACCAUUUGUUGGGAAGAGCCUGCUUCUGCCUGCUUGAAGGUGACAAAAUGGAUCAGGCUGAUGCACAAUUUCAUUUCGUACUCAACCAGUCUCCAAAUAAUAUUCCAGCCCUUCUUGGUAAAGCUUGCAUUUCAUUCAACAAGAAAGAUUACAGAGGAGCUCUCGCUUACUAUAAGAAAGCCUUGCGAACUAACCCGGGAUGUCCAGCGGAAGUUCGUUUAGGAAUGGGCCAUUGCUUUGUGAAACUUAACAAAUUGGAGAAGGCUCGUCUGGCGUUCAGCAGAGCCCUGGAACUCAAUUCCAAAUGUGUGGGAGCAUUGGUGGGACUGGCUGUUCUAGAACUCAACAAUAAAGAGGCUGAUUCCAUCAAAAAUGGUGUCCAACUUCUUUCCAGAGCCUAUACUAUUGAUCCUAGCAACCCUAUGGUAUUGAACCACUUGGCAAAUCACUUUUUCUUCAAAAAGGAUUACAGUAAAGUCCAGCACUUGGCUCUCCAUGCAUUCCAUAAUACAGAAGUGGAGGCCAUGCAAGCAGAAAGUUGCUAUCAGUUGGCUAGAUCAUUCCACGUCCAGGAAGAUUAUGACCAAGCUUUCCAGUACUACUAUCAAGCCACACAGUUUGCCUCAUCCUCUUUUGUGCUGCCUUUUUUUGGUUUGGGACAAAUGUACAUUUAUCGAGGUGACAAAGAGAAUGCAUCUCAGUGCUUUGAGAAAGUUUUGAAAGCUUAUCCUAAUAAUUAUGAAACUAUGAAAAUUCUUGGCUCUCUAUAUGCCGCCUCAGAAGACCAAGAAAAACGAGAUAUCGCCAAGGGCCAUUUGAAGAAGGUCACAGAACAGUAUCCUGAUGACGUUGAAGCUUGGAUUGAGUUGGCACAAAUCUUAGAACAGACCGAUAUACAGGUAUUUAGCCAUGUUUUCCGUCUCCUACCUGAUGUGUUUUUGGUAAGCCUGAUGCAGUGUUUCUCUUCCUCUCAUUUUCACUUACACUUUAUUCUGUCCACCAUGAAAAUACAGGGUGCCCUGUCAGCCUACGGAACAGCGACACGGAUCCUUCAGGAGAAAGUGCAGGCUGAUGUCCCCCCAGAGAUUCUGAAUAACGUGGGUGCCCUCCAUUUCAGACUUGGAAAUCUGGGAGAGGCAAAGAAAUACUUUUUGGCAUCAUUGGAUCGUGCAAAGGCAGAAGCUGAGCAUGAUGAACAUUAUUACAAUGCCAUUUCUGUUACAACGUCAUACAAUUUAGCCAGGCUGUACGAGGCGAUGUGUGAAUUCCAUGAAGCAGAAAAACUAUAUAAAAACAUCUUACGGGAACAUCCUAAUUAUGUUGACUGCUAUCUGCGCCUAGGAGCCAUGGCUAGAGAUAAAGGAAAUUUUUAUGAGGCUUCAGAUUGGUUUAAGGAAGCUCUUCAGAUUAAUCAGGACCAUCCGGAUGCUUGGUCUUUGAUUGGUAAUCUUCAUUUGGCAAAACAAGAAUGGGGUCCAGGCCAGAAGAAAUUUGAGAGGAUAUUAAAACAACCAGCUACUCAGAGUGACACUUAUUCUAUGCUGGCCCUUGGCAACGUCUGGCUCCAAACUUUGCAUCAGCCCACCCGAGAUAGAGAAAAGGAAAAGCGUCAUCAAGAUCGUGCUCUGGCCAUCUACAAACAAGUACUCAGAAAUGAUGCAAAGAAUCUGUAUGCUGCUAAUGGCAUAGGAGCUGUUUUGGCCCACAAAGGAUAUUUCCGUGAAGCUCGUGAUGUAUUUGCCCAAGUAAGAGAAGCAACGGCAGAUAUCAGUGAUGUGUGGUUGAACCUAGCACAUAUCUACGUGGAACAAAAGCAAUAUAUCAGCGCCGUUCAGAUGUAUGAAAACUGCCUCAGAAAGUUCUAUAAGCACCAGAACACUGAAGUUGUGCUCUAUUUGGCCCGGGCCCUCUUCAAGUGUGGCAAGUUACAGGAAUGCAAACAGACUCUGCUGAAGGCUAGACACGUGGCACCCAGUGAUACAGUUCUUAUGUUUAAUGUGGCCUUGGUCCUGCAAAGAUUAGCUACCUCUGUCCUGAAAGAUGAAAAGAGUAAUCUGAAGGAAGUACUCAAUGCUGUGAAAGAACUGGAGCUUGCACACAGAUAUUUCAGUUACUUGAGUAAGGUUGGAGAUAAAAUGAGAUUUGAUUUGGCCCUCGCUGCUACAGAAGCCAGGCAAUGCUCUGACUUACUGAGCCAGGCCCAGUACCACGUGGCCAGGGCACGCAAACAGGACGAAGAAGAAAGGGAAUUGCGGGCCAAACAAGAGCAAGAGAAAGAACUGUUAAGGCAGAAACUUCUCAAAGAACAGGAAGAGAAACGUCUCAGAGAAAAAGAAGAGCAAAAGAAACUUUUGGAACAGCGGGCCCAGUACGUAGAGAAGACCAAAAAUAUUCUUAUGUUUACUGGAGAGACUGAAGCAACAAAAGAAAAGAAAAGAGGUGGCAGUGGUGGACGGCGGUCCAAGAAGGGAGGAGAGUUUGAUGAGUUUGUCAACGAUGACACCGAUGAAGACCUGCCUAUAUCCAAAAAGAAGAAGAGAAGGAAGGGCAGUGGUAGUGAGCAAGAAGGCGAGGAGGAGGAGGGUGGCGAGAGAAAGAAGAAGAAGAGGAGAAGACCUCCGAAGGGAGAUGAAGGAUCUGAUGAUGAUGAAACAGAAAAUGGCCCCAAACCGAAAAAGCGCCGUCUACCAAGAGCAGAGAAGAAGAAGGCUCCCAAGCCGGAACGUCUGCCUCCUUCAAUGAAGGGAAAAAUAAAAUCCAAAGCCAUAAUAUCAUCAAGUGACGAUUCAUCUGAUGAAGAUAAACUGAAAAUUGCUGAUGAAGGACAUCCCCGCAACAGCGACAGCGACUCCGAUGAGGGCCAGCGGCGGAAGACGGGCGCCUCCUCGGAGGAGAGCGACUCCGACGAGAACCAGAACAAGUCCGGCAGCGAGGCCGGCAGCGAGGCCGGCAGCGAGGCCGGCAGCCCCCGGCGGCCCCGGAGGCACCACUCGGAUGAGGAUUCAGACAGCGACCAGCCGGCCAGAAAGCGCAGGCCCUCGGGCUCCGAACAGUCUGACAACGAAUCCCUGCAGUCCGGGCGCAGCCGCUCGGGGGGCUCUGAGAUGGACUCUCGGCCUGUGUCCCCCAGCGCCGAGUCGGACCGCUACUCCGAGAGAGCAUCUGACAAUGAGGGGUCCGGCCGAGGCUCCGGCAGAGGCUCCGGCAAUGAAUCCGAACCCGAGGGAUCCAACAACGAGGCCUCGGAUCAGGGCUCAGAACGUGGUUCAGAUGAUAGCGACUAGGCUUUAUUUCAUGAAUAAGCUUCAUCUCCGCAGGAAACUUUUUUAAUAUAUGAAAGCUGUGAUAAAAACAUUUCAGGUGUUUGGUCAAACAGUGGUGGAUUUUUCCUAAGGCAAUUUUUUUCUCCUAUCCAUUUGUACGUUACUAUGUCCCAAAAGGUGUUUCCCUUCCAAUAUUUGAGUCUCUUGAGCAAAAGGUGACUAUUCUUUAUUAUGGUACAAUUCCACCUAUCAUAUGUGAAAACCCCAGGAAGAUAAACCCACAUGCUGAACCAUUCCUCCCGAGGUUUGACUGAAACUGUGGCAGAUGUCUCAUCUUCUUUGUAUGUUAAGCAACAUAUUAUUAGGACUUUUAUUGCAAUCUUUUACCAAGUGGUGCGAGGAACUUGCUAUUAAUAUCUUUGUUCCAUUUCAAGUUUAGAUCAAGAAUAUUUUUAUUUUCUGGAGGAAGAGGUAUCUACUGUAUAAUUGCACCAAAGUACAAAUGAAAGGAAGGUUUUCUUCAAUAGUGUAAUACUGCAGCCAUGUAGAUAAAACGACAAAUAUAUCAUUUGUUAGGUUGAAUAAGAUGUGGAAAAAUGCUUUUCUGUUAGUAGUAUGCAAAGACCUACCUAAGCCACAUAAUAAAAUUCUUUUACCAACUUUAUUGUAUAA
Messenger RNA from Balaenoptera ricei (Rice's whale), 4650 nucleotides. RefSeq names its product CTR9 homolog, Paf1/RNA polymerase II complex component (gene CTR9). The transcript has 24 exons. Gene Ontology annotation, cellular component: Cdc73/Paf1 complex. The record is from RefSeq and is a predicted model, not a curated record. Gene Ontology annotation, biological process: regulation of DNA-templated transcription. NCBI's taxonomy places the organism in Eukaryota, Metazoa, Chordata, Mammalia, Artiodactyla, Balaenopteridae. Gene Ontology annotation, molecular function: RNA polymerase II complex binding. Bases 331 to 3999 code for a protein of 1222 amino acids.